This is a messenger RNA of Myodes glareolus (Bank vole), 2234 nucleotides long. RefSeq names its product snail family transcriptional repressor 2 (gene Snai2). The record is from RefSeq and is a predicted model, not a curated record. Lineage: Eukaryota; Metazoa; Chordata; Mammalia; Rodentia; Cricetidae. Gene Ontology annotation, molecular function: RNA polymerase II cis-regulatory region sequence-specific DNA binding; DNA-binding transcription factor activity, RNA polymerase II-specific. Gene Ontology annotation, biological process: regulation of DNA-templated transcription.
UCUGGAAGCCAAGUUGUCCGCGGUCAGCUCGCGGGAAUGCCUUCCCGCAAUGUUCAAGAACCGAAAUUUUCUCUUUGAAAACAUUUAAUGUAUUUUGGGCCUCCGCUGAAAUGCCUUGAACAGCCCAUUUUGAACCAGAAUAAUUUAGUCUGACAACAGAUUCUUCCUCUGUUCACAGCUGUCCCACAAGGAGGAGCUGAAAUCCGAACCUCUCGGCUGUGAUUGGAUGUUUCUAGUAAAAGCCAGGGAGAAAACCCCUCCCAGUCCAGAAGAGCUCAGUCGGGCAGGGAGCCCGGUGACUUCAGAGGCGCCCGCCUGUCCCCCGCCGCACCUGAGCCGCCGCGAUGCUGUAGGACCGCCGCCUGGACCGUUAUCCGCCCGCGCCCGCCCGCCGCCACCAUGCCGCGCUCCUUCCUGGUCAAGAAACAUUUCAAUGCCUCCAAGAAGCCCAACUACAGCGAACUGGACACACACACAGUGAUCAUUUCCCCGUAUCUCUAUGAGAGCUUCCCCAUGCCCGUCAUACCAAAGCCAGAGAUCCUCAGCUCAGGAGCAUACAGCCCUAUUACUGUGUGGACAUCGGCAGCUCCAUUCCACUCCCCUCUGCCCAGUGGCCUUUCUCCUCUUGCUGGAUACUCCUCACCCUUGGGGCGAGUAAGCCCCCCGCCUCCAUCUGACACUUCAUCCAAGGACCACAGUGGUUCGGAAAGUCCCAUUAGUGAUGAAGAGGAAAGACUGCAAUCCAAGCUCUCAGACCCCCAUGCCAUUGAAGCUGAGAAGUUUCAGUGCAAUUUAUGCAAUAAGACCUAUUCUACUUUCUCGGGGCUGGCCAAACAUAAGCAGCUGCAUUGUGAUGCCCAGUCUAGGAAGUCUUUCAGCUGCAAAUACUGUGACAAGGAAUAUGUGAGCCUGGGUGCCCUUAAGAUGCACAUUCGGACCCACACCUUGCCCUGUGUCUGCAAGAUCUGUGGCAAGGCUUUCUCCAGACCCUGGCUGCUUCAAGGACACAUUAGAACUCACACAGGCGAGAAGCCUUUCUCUUGCCCUCACUGCAACAGAGCUUUUGCAGACAGGUCAAACCUGAGGGCACAUCUGCAGACCCACUCGGACGUAAAGAAAUACCAGUGCAAAAACUGCUCCAAAACCUUCUCCAGAAUGUCUCUUCUGCACAAACAUGAGGAAUCUGGCUGCUGUGUGGCGCACUGAGUGACGCAACCAGUGUUUACCUGAGCAGAAUGCAUUUCUUCACUCCAAUGCCAAAUGACAAGUGAAAGUCCAAAGCCAUUUAUUUUCUCUUGUGCUUACCUACCAAAGAAUAUGUAUAGACACACACACACACACACACACACACACACACACACAAACGAAACUACAGAAUAGAAUCUAUAUGCUUAAGAUGAAUCCUUUCUAUGUGAAGUUUAAAGUUAUAUUUACUGACAGCUAAGUGAAAGGCUAACAGACAAGUAUCUUUUUCACUAAAGAUGAAGUGAAAAGCACAUUGCAUCUUUUCUUCCUAAGAAAGAGUGCGGAGAUUUAUAUUGCUGCCAAACCAUUUCAACCAAAAGGAACAGUAUUGCUUCGUAAUAGAGUUGUAAUUGUGAUUCCACGAGGAAGAGAGCCUGCCAGAUGCUAUCUCAGGUGCCUUAAAAAGUACUCCAAGUUUACUUCCUUACACAUCGGAUGUCUGGUUGCCAUCGGUGAACGAAAGCCCUUUCUGGAUUACCUACAGUGCUUUAAACUGUAUUGUUACGAGCAAAAAAAUAUGAGAAAAAGAACAGAACACAAGAGAAUGUAUUAAAUAUUCUUGUUUUGUUUUUAUUUUUGCCAUGUGUGCCUUGGAAGAGGAGGGAAGGACAAGCUUCAAACAUUCCUGGUGCGUGUGCCAUGUCUUACUUUUUAAAAGAAUCUUAGUGGUUUAUAAGACAAUGCAAUGAAUCAGACAAUGUAUUGCAAGAGAGCAUCUUAGACAUUCAGUAAUGUACUUAGACUUUUGAAAAUGCAUAUGGUAAAUGCAAUAAUACAAUUCCCCUCCCAGUGCCUGUUUUAUGAAUUGUGUAGCUGAUGUAAAUUUGUGUUUAUUUUUAUAUGACUGAAUGAACUCUGUAUGAAAGUGAAGUGUGGUCCAUAACUGUGCCUAUAUACAACCUGAGUACUUGUGAAAUCAAUGUUCUUUUUUUAAAAAGUAACUUUCAAGGUCUCUUUUUUACAAUAAACAUUUUUUGGUUUAAAAUUGA